CCUGCGAUCUGCCAUCUUUUCCACACAUGCGCCGUUAGUUUACAAGAUGGGCGCCCUACUUUCCCUACCGCUGCUCGCGGUACCCAGCAUGGGCACGGUAGUAUCUUGCUUCGCCAGCUGCUGCGGUGCUGCAACAUGCUCUAUGGUGUGUAGCGCGUGUGGCAAAUGCGGCAACAGCAUUGCUACGCGUAUCGCCUACGCUCUGCUUCUCCUCGUCAACUCUAUCCUAGCAUGGAUUAUGCUCACAGAUUGGGCCAUCGAGAAACUACAGCAUCUUGCGCUCGACUAUGUCAAAAUCAACUGCCCCACGGGGCAGUGUUAUGGGUGGCUGGCCGCCCAUCGGAUCAAUUUUGCACUCGGACUUCUACACCUUAUCUUCGCUGGUCUCCUCUUCGGCGUCAGGUCCUCCAAAAGCCCCCGAGCCGCUAUACAAAACGGUUAUUGGGGACCCAAGAUCAUCGCUUGGCUGGCGCUGAUUGUUAUGUCCUUCCUUAUCCCAGACAAGUUCUUUAUGUUCUGGGGAAAUUAUGUCUCUUUUGCGGCUGCCAUGUUGUUCCUUAUCCUUGGUCUCAUUUUACUCGUGGAUUUGGCACACACUUGGGCUGAGUACUGUCUGGGGCAGAUCGAAGAGUCUGACUCUAGGUUCUGGCGCUUCGUCCUCGUUGGCUCGACCUUAGGCAUGUACUUGGCAUCGAUCGCAAUGACCGUCGUUCAGUACAUCUUCUUUGCCCAGGGUAACUGCACCAUGAACCAAACCGCCAUUACCGUCAACCUCAUUCUCUGGCUGAUAAUUUCCGUUGUGUCGGUAAACCCCACGGUUCAGGAAUACAACCCUAAAGCUGGAUUGGCUCAAGCCGCAAUGGUUGCUGUCUACUGCACUUAUUUGACGAUGUCAGCUGUUUCCAUGGAGCCUGAUGACAAGAACUGCAACCCCCUGGUUCGCGCUCAGGGGACAAGAACCACCUCCGUCGUCAUUGGAGCCAUUGUCACCAUGCUUACGAUUGCUUACACUACUACCCGCGCCGCUACCCAAAGCCUUGGCUUGGGAGGCAAUGGUGACGGCAUUCGACUCCCCGAAGAUGACGAGCAUGACUUGGUCACGCAGCAACCUAUGGAUCGCCGUGAAAUGCGGGCGGAGGCUCUGCGUCGUGCUGUCGAGGAGGGUAGUCUACCGGCCGAUGCACUACUCUCUGACGACGAGAGCGACGAUGGCGGAGAUCAUGCGCAUGAUGAUGAGAGAUCCAGCACCCAGUACAAUUACACAAUGUUCCACAUCAUCUUCUUCCUAGCCACGGCAUGGGUAUCGACAUUGCUCACUCUCAAUUACGACGAGGAGUCUACUCAAGAUGGCCAGUUUGCCACGGUUGGCCGCACAUACGGUGCAAGUUGGGUCAAGAUUGUCAGCGCCUGGAUCUGCCACGGCAUGUAUAUCUGGACUCUUGUUGCACCUAUUCUUCUCCCAGAGCGGUUCGACUGAUAAUCUUUGACUGUGUUGGAUUAUGUUUUGUAUUUUACAAGGCUACAGAGAAGGGUAACCAGGUUGGCAAAAUCUUCUACGCUUCGAAUUCAGGAGAACGGCUAAAGAUCAAGAUUUCUGAUACUUGUCUAUGGCCCUAUGAGCAAUGGGUUGGACUAUCCACCUGCUACAACAUGAUGGCAGCGCUAUGAAUAAUCCCCUGCCUGCCAAUCCAGGUUAGUCCGGCCGUGAGGAUAGAGAGCUUGUUUGUUGAAGGGCAACUCUACAAGAGCAAGUUUAUUUUGAAUUUUCUAUGGCAAGGCCUUUUGGAUCCUUGUAUACUAAAGUAACGGAGCUUAGAAUGUCUUGGGCCGGGGUGGUUUGGAAUAGUUAUUUUCGUUGGUAGGCGUUAUUAUAUUAGAUUCUGCUAUUGUUGUCGACG
Trichoderma virens Gv29-8 is the source of this 1898-nucleotide messenger RNA. RefSeq lists its product as uncharacterized. The record is from RefSeq and is a predicted model, not a curated record. The transcript has 3 exons. Lineage: Eukaryota; Fungi; Ascomycota; Sordariomycetes; Hypocreales; Hypocreaceae. Gene Ontology annotation, cellular component: membrane. Bases 47 to 1477 code for a protein of 476 amino acids.